AGCGGAAAUCCGUAAUGCCAACAAGCGAAACCCAGCAGGCAAGCUCUUUAACAUGUGCCGCAGUAGUUUACUCUUGCUUGUAGCUUUGGGCCAGCUACGAUUGUCUUAUUGUAUGGCUUUACCUCAGUACUUUGUUGCAACUCUGAUUAAUUUGGCGCCAUUGUGAAAUUCGCACCCUAAAUCUGAAGAAUGCGAAAAACCAGCAUGGGAUCGACUGAAAAGAUGAGGCGGUAACACCGAGAUUGCUAACGAUUUGAUAUUUUUAGCGACCCAUCUGUAUCGAGUAAAACAAAGGAGGAAAAACGGGAGAGACAAAAAAAGAGGAAGAGGACCAUGAAAGAUAUUUCCGAUUGUUGUCAAUGCGUAAUACAAAGAAUUGUGUGGGGUGCGCAAGAUUUUAUUAAGGGCUACAGAACUAAAAGAGAUGCAGAGGCGUGAAAUUUUCAGCUAUGUUUAUAAAUGGAAGAAUAUUUAAAUAGAAAGAAGUGAAAAAAAAUCAGAAUAUGAAGAAUAGCUAAAACACUACGCCUUCUUCUCCGUAAUAUAUCACAGCGUGUUUCUUUUUUAAAGUCAACAUUCCUUUUACAAUGGUCUUAACGCUUGCAAAAUCUUUGCGGAUCGGAUCAUAUGCUGCUGUUUUCGUUUUCACCUUAUAUGGUUUUAUACAUGGGAAAUUUUCUUCUGAAAAACUAUGGUAUUUGAUUGAUAACCAGAAAAAUGUACAAAAUCAACAAAAUACCAGGAAAUUCGAACAGCAAAAAAUUGUUCUAUUUUGGCAUACCGAAUUGCCAGAUAAAAGUGUGCAAGAAGAUCACAUGGAGAGUAUCAAGAAAUAUAUUGCUGAAGCACAUACAUUAUACAGCCCGAUUGACGAAUGUGGCAACUGUUCAUUUACUAUAGACAUGUCCAAGAUAACUGAUAACAACACCGCUGCAGUCAUAUUUCUGUAUAAAUUUGUGGAACCCGGUAAAAUGCCAAUUAAACGACGAAAUGAUCAACUCUAUAUAUAUUGGACGAAAGAAAGUCCUUCCACUCUGAAAUAUUAUCAUAACGAAACAUUCGAUUUCGAGGAAUCCAUAAAGUUCAACAGUACCAUGGGAUACAGGCGGAAUUCCGAUAUAUACACUCCUUUUUUAACAAGUGUCUACAGAACACUUCAGAUAAAAGAUUUAUCUGAUAAUAAUGUAACAUGGAUACCAAUGACUAAAAACAAAUGGGCGGCAGCGGUUAUCUCGAAUUGUGGAGCAACACCAGCUGCGGUCUAUCGGCACAAAUUAGUCACAAAAAUUUCAAUCUUAUCUGAAGGACGAUUAAAAACAUUUGGAAAGUGUUUUAGGAAGCAAAUAUCAAGAAAGAUGAAUUCCAUUCCCAAUCUUUUGAAGUCUUACAAAUUUUAUUUGGCAUUUGAGAAUUCAUAUCACUGCAGAGACUACAUAACAGAAAAAUUAUUUCAAAAUGCGUUUCAUGGAAACACUGUGCCCGUAGUAUGGGGAGCAACGAAAGCCGACUACACAUCACUGGCUCCACCUGGAUCUUUCAUAUUUGCUGAAGAUUUUAAUUCGGUGGAAGAACUUGUAACGUAUUUGAAUUAUUUAGACAGGAAUGACACUGCUUAUUUAGAGUAUUUCAGAUGGCGAACGAUGAGAGUAGAAAACUUUUCAAUUGUUAAACAAACAAAGGAUUUAUGUCAACUAUGCAAAAUCAUUCAAGGAAAAGCCAAGUAUAACAUUUCCGAUCCAAACCAUGUUUCGAAAUUUUUAUCUGGACAUAAUUCUCUCAGAUCCCAAACAUUACAGAAAAAAGUAACAUCACUAAAAGAAUGGUUUUUUGAAGAAGAGAAUAAGGAAUGUUUGAAUUUUAGAGGGAAAAGUAAUUUUCAAUAAUUUAUGAUGAUUUUAUUUAUUUAUGAAUUUAUGAACUAUCAAUUUAUAUUGGACAAUUGCAUAUGACACUAUUGUCGUUAACUACGUUAAUUUUUUAAUUAUUUUAUACAAAUAUUUACCCCUUAUUAUCAAAAACGUAUUCGAAUAGUUUUUUUUUUUUAUUAUCAAACACUCCUUUAUCUUUUUAGCAUCCAUUAUAAAUAUAAAUAAUAUCUAAUAUGGUAUAGUCCAGAUAUUAUACGGGAACGCAGCGGAAGCGUGCCACAAUGACUCGAGUUUGACAGUCCAAUGAUUCGAUUUACCGGCAACCAAAGCGACCGGAACAUGCAUUAAAAAAUUCCAUUUUUCACAUUCACUUUGACAGGCGGUUUAUUUUCCAGUGAACUAUCUAAAUAAUCUUAAUAUAACUCUCCAAACUUCUUGGUUUAGUUUUGCUUUGGGUAAACUUAAGGAAAAAAAAGAUUUAGAUUUCAUUCCUACCUUCGUCACAAUAAUAAACAUUUAACAACGAAACGACAAACAAAACGUUAGACUAACUUUUAGUCCAAUGUAAAUUGCGAAUUCGACGUCAAAUUCAAAUGCAACCUCAAAAUCGACGACAGUUCAGGAUAGUUACGUCAUUGCAGGCUGUUAUAAAAAUGAACAAGCAGCAUGGGUUGCAGAACGUAAGGCUUCACAUACCAGAACUGUGGAGUCGGAACAUGUGUCCCUGAUUUUGAAACCAAAACUGGAGUCGUAUUUUCAAACUCCCUGGAGUACGAAAUCAGAGCCAAAGUCAAAUAUUGGUAAUUCUCUGUUGUCGUAGUUUAAAUUAUACAAUAUCGACAAUUGAUUGAUGUUCAUUUACUACCAAUUCCUUAUAUAUGAACUAUAAUAUAUUUAUUUUUUUAUUCACGACUUCAAAAAUUUUCCUUCUCAGAUUUUCAUUGCCGUUUAAAAAAAUUAGCUUUGAAUUUUCAGUUUUAUAAGUGAUCAAACAAUAUCAUGACUAAAUGAGUAACAUAAUCCACAUAUCACUAAUCCUCAUAUAAUGCAAUACUUAAAUACGAGGAAAAACAAUAUACUUGAGCAGAUAACGUAACGUAACAAUUAUUGCAAACAAUCAAUGGUUAAAAUAGUCAUGCAGGAUUCACGUUGGCUCUUGAGGAGAAAAAAUAUUCUAUUUUAAAUUCACAGACAUUGCUAUUAGCGGUCACAUGUAGACGAGCAAAAUAUCCGAGGGCUUCCAAAUGACAACCUGAAAUGCAUAAUUCAAGUUUGUUUGAAAAUAAGCUGUUUAAAGAAUUGCAAUAAAAUGCUGCAUUUCUAAUUUAUUUCAAUUCUUUUUUAAGACAUGAGCUCAUUGUACACGAAAUAUGAUUUUAAACUUCGAUAUAAUUCCCAAAACAUCGAUAAAAUCCGUUCAAAUAUCACAUGCUUCUGUUUUCACAUAUGAGUUGGAAGGCCUUAUGACGUUUAUUCCAUAUUAUUUGAAUUGAAUUCAAAAAUUUAAAUGAACUGCAAACCUAUUAUAAGCUUCUGAAAUAAGCACCGAAAAAUAUUACUUGAUUAUAUUGCAUUAUCUUUUGUGGAUAAAUAUUUUGCCAAUACAUACAAUUAAAUAGGUUUUACUU
Molecule: messenger RNA, 3496 nt
Organism: Styela clava
Lineage: Eukaryota; Metazoa; Chordata; Ascidiacea; Stolidobranchia; Styelidae
Product: 4-galactosyl-N-acetylglucosaminide 3-alpha-L-fucosyltransferase FUT6-like
Cellular component (GO): membrane
Molecular function (GO): alpha-(1->3)-fucosyltransferase activity
Source: RefSeq, a predicted model, not a curated record